Messenger RNA from Erpetoichthys calabaricus (reedfish), 2841 nucleotides. RefSeq names its product CLN5 intracellular trafficking protein (gene cln5). Gene Ontology annotation, cellular component: lysosomal membrane; lysosome. The transcript is spliced from 4 exons. Gene Ontology annotation, molecular function: hydrolase activity, acting on glycosyl bonds. The record is from RefSeq and is a predicted model, not a curated record. Lineage: Eukaryota; Metazoa; Chordata; Cladistia; Polypteriformes; Polypteridae. Gene Ontology annotation, biological process: lysosome organization. Bases 92 to 1132 code for a protein of 346 amino acids.
AAAUCAUGUGACACGACAAGAAACUCCCUACUCGACGACUGGCGCUGCCUUGACAGUUUUGUGUGUGGUCGAGGGCACCGUGGAGGUACCAAUGUCUGGGUCGGUGUACCGGCACUUGUGGCUCUUGGCGGCCAUGUGCACGACGAUGUGGUGUUCGCCGCGGACCAAGCAGCCUGUUGAUUACGGGAAGGUGAAGCGAGCCUGGCCGGUUCCGUACAGGCGUUUUGACCACCGGCCCAAAGCAGAUUCCUUUUGCCAAGCCCUGUACCCUUUUUGCCCCACGGGAUCCCCAGAUGGAAGUAUUCCUCUGAUGAAGGACAGCGACAGGGUUCAGGUGUUUCGUCUGCAAACACCCGUGUGGGAAUUCAAGUAUGGAGACCUUCUUGGACAUUUUCACAUCAUGCACGAUGCCAUUGGCUUCAGGAGCUCUCUGACUGGGAGAAACUACACAAUGGAGUGGUAUGAGCUCUUCCAGCUGGGUAACUGCACUUUCCCUCACCUAAGGCCAGAGCUGGAAGCCCCCUUCUGGUGUAAUCAAGGGGCGGCAUGCUUCUAUGAAGGAAUCGAUGACCUUCACUGGAUGCAGAAUGGGACCUUGGAACAGGUUGCUGAAAUGACAGGGUCACAGUUCAAUGAAAUGGCCAGAUGGGUUCGUGAGGACAACGAGACGGGAAUAUACUAUGAAACGUGGACAGUUCAGGCCGAGCCCAGCCCUAAUACAACAGUGUGGUUUGAAUCUUAUGACUGUUCUCAGUUUGUGCACCGGACAUACAGGAAAUUAGCAGAUCUGGGCGUCACGUUUAACAGUAAGCAGCAGACUAACUAUACCAAGAUAUUCCUGUUCAGCGCAGAACCAGUCUUUCUGGGGAAUGACUCCUCCAUCUUUGGACAAGCAGGAAAGCAGGAAUUGGCUGCAGAUAUUCGAAAAUUCUACCACCCAUUUAGACCUCAUCAGUCGGUUAAAGAGUUCCUGAUCAGUCUGCUAGAAAUCUUAGACAAAGUUAUCCUGGAACGGAGCUUCUACCUGUAUUACAAUUAUGAAUACUGGCACCUACCAAUGAAGCCACCUUACAUGAAGAUUACAUAUGAAGAAAUUCCUUUACCUCAUACAGAUAAAGCAAUAAUUGAGUAAUAAUCAUAACAAACUCCUUACACCUUCUUGAAAGUGCCUUGUCAUUUUUGACCUUCUUCAAAGGUCUAUGCAGUUGUGUUCAAGCCGGCCACACUAAUUAUUAAUCAUGUCAAUGCCAGAAAAACCAACGAGUGCACAUCGUGGUGAAGUGAACUCACCACACACCAGCUGGAGCGAGUGUCGGUGUAUUCAAGAAGCGCUGGGUGAAAGCAGCACACAACCCUGGACAGGCGCCUCGUCCAUCGCAGAGCAAAGAUACACAAACACAACCACAGUAGGCUUCCAGAUUGAAUCAUCUGAACUUUUACAUUCUCACAAGAGGGGUGGACAUUUCUGGCUGACAUUUUACAACUGGAACUCGGCACAUUUCCACCACCUUCUGAAACACUGGUGCAAAGACCUUUUUGUAACCUUAAAUUCACUCCCGAAUCAUGAUGCACUUGCAUCUCAAUCUGAACAGAUCUGUAGAGAGCAGAAAAAUUAAUGUGCGAGUAAAAUUACUGGAAAAUUAAUUCAAACGUCCGUGUCACUCAGAUUUCUUUAGGGCAGAGCCCAAUGAAGCCAUGUGGGGUGCUCAGUCCUGUCCUUGGGGUCUGCAGUUUCUGCUGGACUCCAUUUUAGGGGGUUCCUGCAUUUAACUGAUGUUCUGGUUUAGUUAAACAUGCCGUUCUUUAACUGUUCACAGGGUUAUCAUUGUCACAUGUACAAGGUACAGCCAAACUUUCUCUUACAUGUGGUAAAGAAUCAACAUGCAACACGUCUCCACUGUCUAGUGCUGUGAUUAGUGAGUAGAACAAUCUUACCUUGAAGUUUCUGUCUUUAUGUGAAAAAUGUCAUAAACUUUAUUAUGAUUGUAUGAAUAUUUCAGAAUCUGCUCUUAACAGACAGUGGCUCCAAUGGCAGUAGGGAGGGAGGCCAGAGGUAGUGAAGAAGAAGAAGGAGUAGUAGUUUGUUGAAGAAUGUUAACAGGGAUUUGUCACCCUGUACUGCAAGGUGUAUGUUUUGUUAUUUGAUCAUUUUGUGUGUGUCGCAGCCUGGUGGUCUUGUGUGUCUUAUUUGUCUUCCAGGCCAGUUCACAAGUGACCUCUAAUUGAUAAAAACGUACAGAACACCCCCAGAAUAUACCUAUUCUGCCUGGUAAUUGUGCACUUCAACAUAGAGCAGAUUUUUUUUUUUUUUUUAUCAUCAAUUUGCAUUAGCUUUAGCUCCAAAAUACUAUGAUUUUAUAACAUUUAUUUCACAUUGAUGGAAAUUUGCAAGUAGUGGUAUGCAGCUUGGGAAAAUGUCAUUCCUACACCAAAUCUCCUAUUUGUAUAACUGCUGAUUAACAAAUCCUUCUAAUAUUACUUCAAACAUGAGCCAUUUGAGCCUGAGCCCACAUUUGUAUCUGAAUCAUAAUCAGCAUAAGACAAACGACUUGUUUGUGUUUGUGCAAAAAGAGCGCAGAGAAGUCCAAUUAAAACAAGAACUGCCUUGAAGGCCGAUCUGCAGGCACCAUGGGCCUACAAGAGCCAACCUGAGCCCCCCGUCUAGCUAAGAGGGUCUAACGUCUAUCGAGGAAGUACAGGAUAUCAAUUUAGUUUUAUUAAUUUUUUUAUUUAACUUUUUUUUUCUGUCAUUUUUCUAUCCAUAAUCAGAUUCCAUGUACUGUUCAUUGAGCUGUAAUCUUUAUUUGGUAAUAAAAGUUCAAAUUGAGUGUUUAAAAAAAA